Vitrella brassicaformis is the source of this 2663-nucleotide messenger RNA. Lineage: Eukaryota; Vitrellaceae. The record is from the annotation of a GenBank genome assembly.
CUAGAACUCGGCACUCAUACCUGAUGCUCUAGAAGUCGUCGGCUGCGCCCGAGCCGAAGCGGAGGGAGACUCAGCCCAUCUGUGACAAAGGGCAUGACCUCACACAUGAGCCCUCCCUGACAUAUGAUACCUUACCGUUUCAAGCCUUUAAUGACGCUUAGAGUUGCUCUGCCCUCGUCGGAAAGACGUGCGCUGGAUGCCACUGACGACUCGUCAGAAUUCUGCGUGCGUAACACGUGUCAACGUGCAUUCAGGAGAGGCCCUAUUGAAUUAGCUGCCGCUUACGAUAUAUGGUAUUGCUUCCUUAAGAUGUGUCUUGACCGCAUUCAGUAUCACACUGAGGGAUGACGCCAGCGCCUGAGAAGACACAGGCAGAUGACAAAUGUAGCCCAGCAAUUACGCGCUUUUCUCCGUUGACUGCCUACCUCCUUGUCGGGUUUGGCAGCAGCCGAAGAAUUGCGAAUCGCUAAAAAGAAAGAGGGGGAAAUACUGGCUGGCAUGAAAGGGGCCGAUCAAAAGACACUUACUUACCCUGCAUGAGGGAAGAGGUGGUCGCCUUGAUGGUUGACCCUUCUCUGACAGAGACGAAUGCUGACGGUGUGUAGCUGGGAGACGGUGGCUUGACAUUUGGGGAUGAUUGAGGGUCCUUCUCUUGUCCCGACGAUGCUUCCCCGUCAGACCCGUUUUGGCCAUAGAAAAGGUCCGUUAUGUUGCCUGUAAUAGACAGACGGACAGUCAAAACAGUCAGUCAAAGCCAGAAGCAUCGCUUACCUUGGUCGUCUGUCUCGUUCGCCAAUCGAUGGAUGAAUGACAAUCGGUGGACGAUGAUCGGCGGACGGAUGACGUCUCCGUCUUUCAUUCCGCCCGGGGGAUGCUCCACGAUUCUUCUCUUGCGACUUUCUAUCUCUGUAAAAUGUCAUGAAGCAGGAGUACGCACCUCAUUUCCGUGUGCGUAUUCUGCGGACCCUGAUGCAGAAGAGCAGUACAGAACUGCUCAAAGUCGUCUCGAUCGAGGCCCUAAAUGUCAGGACACAGUCCAUCUAUUUGCUCGCGCCGAGUGGUGGAUUGCCUGUCGGCACCUCAUAUCAACGUCGCUGGUAUUUCAUCCUCAGUCACGUGAGCGAUUGGGACCGGGUGGUUCAUCAAGAAUAUCAACACAUCUUUGGUAAUCCUCUUUGGCCAAUGCUGGUCGAACCACUUGACGCCACGCGCGCGGAGCGCCUCAGCGACUGGCCUCUUCACUUCUGCAGCGGACAAAACACAAUUCGGUUGCUGUUACGUCAGUGUGUUGGCCGUGUGUGCCGACCUCUCCAAUGGAUCGGCAUCCCUUCGACUUUCAUCUCUUGGUGCUUAAUGGGAAGCUUACGGACUCCCAUCGUGGGCUCGUACAUCGGCCGACCUAUAGUGAUGAAGACACAUGCCAGCUGCUCAUUGGGCCGCCAUUCAAAUGCACGUGUGCCCACCUCUGACGAGAAUAUCGAGCUGGGUGCGAUAAUCAAAAAGUGUCAUGACCUGAAGAGAGACAGACAGACAAACAAAACCGAGUUGCACAUCAACGAGACACACUCUGUGUUCUCUAUCCUACGAGGUCCUUGGGGAAGAGUGCAGGUGUCAGCUUGGGCUGCGGCUGCGUCGGCGGAUGCGCACGGAAAAGAUCCGUCGUCUUGUUGAGCCAGCCGAUCAGUGUCUGUAUCAGAAUGGGCACGCAGAUGUAAAGAUAUGUUCUUUUCUGGCCAUCAUGCACCACUGCACCUCUCGGUCGAGCCUCCUCUUGGCCUUAUCAUUCGCCCUUUGGUCAAACCAUUCCUGGAUCAUCUUCUUAAUCGUCAAUACCUCACAAUGCUGCAAAUCUGUCCAUUCCAUACACACACACACACACACACACACACAAGAGACCUUUCGUGAGCUGUGCCCUGCGACGGAAUACUUACGUGCAAGGGGUGGUUUGUCCUUGUGAACGAUGACAGGAGCAGGAAAUGGCUGCAAUAGUGGUACCGGACGGGGGUAUGGUGUACUCAGUGGCUCCUCCGCCUCCUCGGCACUCUGUUCUGUCGUCUCGUCUUCACUCUGCUCUGUCGUUUCGUCUGCAUUCUGAGUCUCCUCUGUCUCCUCAUCUGUCGUCUCCUCACCACUUUCCUCUGAUGUCUCUUCAGCACUUUCCGAACCACUUUCCUCUGUCUCGGUCUUCUCUUCAGCACCUUCCGAACCACUUUCCUCUGCUGUCUCUUCCGCACUUUCCGAAUCACUUACCUCUGCUGUCUCUUCGGCGCUUUCUUUUGCCGUGUUCUCAGCUGAAAGGUCCGACUGGACGGGCUCGUGCUCUUCUGUCUUCUUCUGCACCGCACCUGGUCCCUGGCCAAGCCUGUGAGUCUCGUGGACGAUCACGUGCUGCUGCUGCACCACAGGGACGCUGUGCAUCUGUCUGACGACCGUGUGUUUCUGGAUGAUAUGUCCGAUUGGCUGGUACACACGCACACACACAUCCAUCCACGCAUCGAGAGUCAUAUGCGUCCACCCACCUGCGGCACAGGCGGCAUGACGCGGCGCCUGAUCAAUGUGCCAGGGUCGUCAGUCUCAGCCGUGUCUACUGAGGAGAAGGCGUCCUCCGCUGUGGAAUUGGAUAAGCCAUCAGGGCCGCCGAGAUCCACCGCACCCAAUGGCAU